This is a messenger RNA of Alnus glutinosa, 510 nucleotides long. RefSeq names its product non-specific lipid transfer protein GPI-anchored 9-like. The coding region runs from base 14 to 358 and encodes 114 amino acids. NCBI's taxonomy places the organism in Eukaryota, Viridiplantae, Streptophyta, Magnoliopsida, Fagales, Betulaceae. Gene Ontology annotation, molecular function: fatty acid binding. The record is from RefSeq and is a predicted model, not a curated record. Gene Ontology annotation, biological process: systemic acquired resistance. The transcript has 2 exons.
GAAGCUAGCUCCAAUGAAGUACUGCAUAAGCUUUCUAGUGUUGCUUCUGAUUCUGGGCAUUACUGGGUUCAUGAAUGGAGUUCAUGGGGUUGGUGGUGAAUGUGAUAAACAUUCCACUGCUGACUUCGAAAAGCUGGCUCCCUGUGGUAAAGCAGCGCAGGACAUAAACGCUAGGGUUCCUCAUAGUUGCUGCGCUGAGGUGCAAAAGAUGGACACAAAAUGCCUUUGUGUCGCUGUACUUUCUGAACAGGCUAAGCAACUUGGAGUCGUCGUAGCAGCUGCAGUCACCAUACCCAAACGUUGCAAUAUUGCUAAUCGUGCAAAGGGUUACAAGUGCGGAGAUUAUAUAGUGCCAUGAGAAUUCUGGAGAGUCAUGGUGCCUACGGGUUUGAAGCAGUUAUUAUGGCCAUCAACGUGCUUUAUGCUUAUAUCUAUUUCUUGUACCAAAUCACUUAAUUGUGACAUCCAAAUAUCUAUGAAAUAAAUAAAGCACUGGUUUUUUUUUUCUAA